AUGUCUGGCAUCAAGCGCAAAGCCGAGCUACAAGUUCCCAUUACAGAUGAAAACGAUCUUCUCAAGAUCACACCGCUUGGAUCUGGCAACGAAGUAGGCAGAUCGUCCAUCUUGUUGGAAUACAAGGGAAAGACCAUCUUGCUUGAUGCUGGUAUCCACCCUGCUUACAAUGGUCUGGCUUCUCUGCCGUUCUUUGAUGAAAUGGAUCCUGCAAGCAUUGAUGUGCUCUUGGUGACUCAUUUCCACGUCGAUCAUGCUGCGUCGGUGCCAUACCUCAUGGAAAGAACUACAUUCAAGGGCCGUGUAUUCAUGACACAUCCUACAAAGGCCAUCUACAAGUGGCUGUUGAGUGAUUAUCUGCGUGUUAGUAACAUUGGCGACGAGGAUCAAUUGUACAGUGAGGAGGAUUUGCUCAACUCAUUUCACCGCAUUGAAGCAGUUGAUUAUCACCAGCAGGUAGAGGUGGAAGGCAUCAAAUUCACCAGUUUCAAUGCUGGACACGUCCUUGGCGCAGCCAUGUUUCUGAUCGAGAUUGCUGGUGUCAAGGUUUUGUAUACUGGCGACUAUUCAAGAGAAGAAGAUAGACAUUUGAUGGCUGCUGAGAAGCCAGAAGGAGCAGUCGAUGUCUUGAUUACAGAGAGUACGUAUGGUGUGCAGAGUCAUGAGCCUAGAAUUGCAAAGGAAUCUCGCUUUACUUCUCUCAUCCACAAUAUUGUUGGACGUGGAGGACGCUGUUUGAUGCCCGUGUUUGCUCUGGGUCGUGCACAGGAACUACUGCUGAUUCUCGAUGAGUAUUGGGAGGCACAUCCAGAGUUAGACAGCAUCCCCAUUUACUAUGCGUCCAGUUUGGCCAAGAGAUGUAUGGCCGUCUAUCAGACGUAUAUUAACAUGAUGAACGCUCGUAUCCGCAAACAAUUCGCCAUCUCCAAUCCAUUUGUGUUUAAACAUAUCAGCAAUCUCAAGAAUGUGGAACAGUUUGAGGAUUCAGGACCCUGUGUGAUGAUGGCAAGCCCUGGUAUGCUUCAGAAUGGUUUAUCAAGAGAGUUGUUUGAACGAUGGGCUCCAGACAAGAAGAAUGGUCUAGUGAUUACAGGUUACUGUGUAGAGAAUACAUUAGCGAGACAAGCCAUGAACGAACCCUCAGACUUUCAGGCCAUGGAUGGCCGCAAGGUGCCGUUGAAGAUGUCGGUAGACUACAUCUCCUUCUCUGCCCAUGUCGAUUUCACUCAAAACAGCAAGUUUAUUGACGAUGUUAAAGCACCUCAUGUGAUCUUAGUCCACGGUGAGGCCAAUGCCAUGUACCGUUUGAAAUCUGCUCUCCAGAGCAAAUACUCUGAAAGGGAGGAAAAUGUCACCAUCUACACACCCAAGAACUGUGAUACUGUCAAAUUACAUUUCCGUGGUGAAAAGAUGGCCAAGACCAUUGGUAGACUGGCUGCCAAGUAUCCUACAGAGAAUCAGCCUUUGAACGGCGUGCUUGUGGUAAAGGAUUUCCAGCUGAAUAUCAUGAGUCCUGAAGAUCUGAACGAAUUGGGAGGUUUGAUCACAACAGUGGUAACACAGCGUCAAGUUGUGCCAUUCAAUGCGGGCAUUGGCCUUUUGAAAUGGCAUCUGGAGAUGAUGUUUGGCACUAUUACAGAGUCUGAGUUAGGGGAAGGUGAUGGUGCUGGUAAUCAACAGGGAACCGUGCUUCGCGUGUUUGAUACCAUUGAUAUCAAAAAGUUGACUUCAAGCCCGAAUCAAGUGACACUGGAGUGGAUUGGCAAUGCUAUGAAUGACAUGGUGGCUGAUUCCGUGCUUGCUGUUUUAUUGUCUAUUGAUAGUUCUCCUGCUAGUGUCAAAGCGAGCUCUCAACCAUGCUCUCAUAGCCACGGCUCGCCUAAAUCUGAAGAAACCGAAGCAUUAGAGAAGGCGGAGCAGUUGGACAAGGAGUUUUUAGAUAUUGCUUCUUUCUUGGAGGCACAAUUUGGAGAGGUUGAGAUGAAUGAAAAGGAAAAGAAGAUCACAGUCAAUAUGGACGGCAUUGCAGCAACUGUAGAUACACUUGAAUUCGCGGUCGAUUCUGAAAAUGAAGCUUUUAAAAAACGAGUAUCUGAUAUAGUGGAUCGAGUCAAGAUGGCCAUGAAGCCCAUUUCAAAUCUCCACGAAUGCUUUGCAUAA
Molecule: messenger RNA, 2160 nt
Organism: Mucor velutinosus
Lineage: Eukaryota; Fungi; Mucoromycota; Mucoromycetes; Mucorales; Mucoraceae
Product: ATP-dependent DNA helicase II subunit 1
Exons: 11
Coding region: 1-2160 (719 amino acids)
Biological process (GO): mRNA 3'-end processing by stem-loop binding and cleavage
Cellular component (GO): mRNA cleavage and polyadenylation specificity factor complex
Molecular function (GO): 5'-3' RNA exonuclease activity; RNA binding; RNA endonuclease activity
Source: RefSeq, a predicted model, not a curated record